Phacochoerus africanus (Common warthog) is the source of this 3957-nucleotide messenger RNA. It is a transcript of the gene ADRA1A, whose product is annotated as adrenoceptor alpha 1A. The coding region runs from base 955 to 2289 and encodes 444 amino acids. Gene Ontology annotation, biological process: adenylate cyclase-activating adrenergic receptor signaling pathway; cell-cell signaling; positive regulation of cytosolic calcium ion concentration. Gene Ontology annotation, molecular function: alpha1-adrenergic receptor activity. The record is from RefSeq and is a predicted model, not a curated record. The transcript has 5 exons. Gene Ontology annotation, cellular component: membrane. NCBI's taxonomy places the organism in Eukaryota, Metazoa, Chordata, Mammalia, Artiodactyla, Suidae.
UGCGAUUCUUUGCUGAUGUCGGUGUGCUGAAUAUUAAAAGGGUGAAGGUGGAGUUAUUGCCUGGCUGUAUUUUUUUCUCUCUUUUUUUCUUUUUCUUUUUAAAAUCUCCAGGUAAAGCAUCUGCGAGCCAGGAGCGUAAAGACGUCUGGGGUAGAGGGGUGAGUCAGCUGGUGCAAAAGGACUAGGAAUCGCUUCGUCGGAGAGACAGUCCCCUCUUCUCCCAGAGAGGAGGCGACGGAGCCGCUCCUGGGACCGAAAGCCGGUCCACUCACGCCGGCGGGCGGGUGGCUCUGCAUUCGCGCUCCAGGAGGACGCUGGCAAACAACUGCUCCGCAGCCGCCUCGGUCUUGGCAAAUAUUUCACAUCCACGUCCCCCGACCUCUGCGCCUAGAAGAUGGGUCAAGCAUGAGUCCAGCCACACCGUGGGCAACUACUGGCGGUGUGAAGUGCCCAGAUGCCUUCAGUCCCCAGCUUUGAGAGUCGACGGCAGACCAGUACUUGCUUGUGGUUUGGGGGGGAAUUCCAAAUUAUGUGCAGAAUGCUCAAUCUUCUGACCCGGAUGGAUCAGACAGUGCAGAAAAGGAGACUCCUGUGAUCCUGGGAUUGCAUUUUGCAACGCAUCUCCUCAAGCUUCGUUCUAAAUCUUGCGAAGGGAGGGAGUUGGGGCCCUGGGCCAGCGCAGCAGGUGGAGAGGGUCAGCAGGCAGCCCCGCGAGCCCCUGGCCAUGUCGUCUUUAAUGCCCUGCCCCUUUAUGUGGCCUUCUGAGGAUUUCCAGGGCUGGCCGGGGGUGCUUCCCACCCGCACGCUCUCUCUUACCCCCAGACAACCGCGGCAGGCAAGACUCCCCCGAGCCGUGACCUUUUGACUCCCCACUCCCCCCACUCCCGCGUACGCCUUCGCCCCUCCCGGGAGUGGCCCUCAAGAGCGGGACCCCGCCCUGCUCCGGCUGGGACCAUGGUGUUUCUUUCUGGAAAUGCCUCAGACAGCUCCAACUGCACCCACCCGCCGCCACCGGUGAAUAUUUCCAAGGCCAUUCUGCUUGGGGUGAUCUUGGGGGGGCUCAUCAUUUUCGGGGUACUGGGGAACAUCCUUGUGAUCCUUUCCGUGGCCUGCCACCGGCAUCUUCACUCGGUCACUCACUACUACAUCGUCAACCUGGCGGUGGCCGACCUUCUGCUCACUUCUACGGUGCUGCCCUUCUCCGCUAUCUUCGAGAUCCUGGGCUACUGGGCCUUUGGCAGGGUCUUCUGCAACAUCUGGGCGGCGGUGGACGUCUUGUGCUGCACUGCAUCCAUCAUGGGACUCUGCAUCAUCUCCAUCGACCGCUACAUCGGCGUGAGCUACCCGCUGCGCUACCCCACCAUCGUCACCCAGAAACGGGGCCUGAUGGCUCUGCUCUGCGUGUGGGCGCUCUCCCUGGUCAUCUCCAUAGGGCCUCUGUUCGGCUGGAGGCAGCCGGCACCUGAGGACGAGACCAUCUGCCAGAUCAAUGAGGAACCGGGCUACGUGCUCUUCUCCGCGCUAGGCUCCUUCUACGUGCCGCUGACCAUCAUCCUGGUUAUGUACUGCCGGGUCUACGUGGUGGCCAAGAGGGAGAGCCGGGGCCUCAAAUCGGGUCUCAAGACCGACAAGUCGGACUCAGAGCAGGUGACACUCCGCAUCCAUCGGAAAAACGCCCCGGUCGGAGGCAGCGGGGUGACCAGCGCCAAGAACAAGACGCACUUCUCCGUGAGACUCCUCAAGUUUUCCCGAGAGAAGAAAGCGGCCAAGACACUGGGCAUAGUGGUCGGCUGCUUCGUCCUCUGCUGGCUGCCUUUUUUCUUAGUGAUGCCCAUUGGGUCUUUCUUUCCUGAUUUCAGGCCCUCAGAAACAGUUUUUAAAAUAGCAUUUUGGCUCGGAUACCUAAACAGCUGCAUCAACCCCAUUAUAUACCCGUGCUCCAGUCAAGAGUUUAAAAAGGCCUUUCAGAAUGUCUUGAGAAUCCAGUGUCUCCGCCGAAAACAGUCUUCCAGACACGCCCUGGGCUACACCCUGCACCCCACCAGCCACGCCCUGGAGGAGCAGCACAAGGACUUGGUGCGAAUUCCGGUGGGGUCUGGAGAGACCUUCUAUAAGAUCUCCAAGACCGAUGGGGUCUGCGAGUGGAAAUUUUUCUCCUCCGUGCCCCGGGCCUCUGCCAGGAUUACGGUGCCCAAAGACCCGUCCGCGUGCACCACUGCCCGGCUGUUUCACCGUUGCAUAAUGAAUGAAGUUCAAGGUCCCCAGGGUGCGCGGAACACGUUGGAAUGAACCUGAUGAUGCAGGCGUAUCUUUCCUGAACUUUGAAAGGACUUUUAACCAUGAAACUACCUGCACACAGCUCCCGUCAAGCUGGGUUGGAACCCCUGGCACCUGCUCCAUGUCGACAAACUGCGCUGUGGAGCAGGGCUGAGCCCACGCUGCUGUGGGGUCUGCCAUCUUCAAAAAGCAAUGGCUGCAGUGGCCUCUGGCCCUCCAAAGUCCCUGCAAGAUGAGUGAGUGGCGGUGACGGUGGUGGGGCUGGGCUGGCCAAAGCAAGUUAGGAUUGGAGCAGAGGACACGGAUCCCUUGCCAAUACUCCCAUCAGUAUUACCUCUUUCACGCUUCCCCAGACCCAGAUGUCAUGGGGGCUGUGGGUGGACCUUACCUGCUCUCUAAGAAAAAGAUCGUUUCUUUGCUACUGCAACAUGGACAAAUGAAGGAAGGACCAUGGCAGUUGAGAGGAGAAUGUUGAGGAGAAAGAAGACUUACCACGGCCAUUGCUCACUCAAAGCAGGAGGGAUGGUUUGGUAAUGCGGUGUUGCAGCUGAUAAACAAGGAACCGCCCUAAAGCUGAUGCUUUUUUCUUUCCAAAGAUGGAAUGAUUGUCUUUCUUUUACUUGUGGCUCAGGAGUUACUACGUUACCUUUUCCUCCAUAUUAUAGUUAAUGUAGCAUGUUCUAAGCUAGAAAUAAUUAUUGCUAAACUAUGAGAAAUACAGAUUUAAUUAGGCAAAGAAAAAUCUAAGAGCAAUUUGUACUGUAUUGGGAGAAAAAAAAAAAUGAAGGCACUGACCUAGCAAAAAGCCUAAAUACAGAAGUGCAUUCAGAUGUGAUUGAAAAGAAGCUAAGACAGAAAAUCCCAAUCCAAGUUUAACAUUUUCUGCUGCUUAUAUAAUACUUUAUACUGGUCGAAGUACUUUUGCCUAAUCUUGAGUCAUUCCUGUGAGGUAGAAAGAGAAGGAAGGAAUUAUUUUCCUUACUUAGCAUAUGAAGAAGCAAGGGGAGGGAUGAUGCACGGUUGAAGGAUUUCUCUGAAUAUCCUCAAAUCCAGCCUCUGACUUCUUUUUCCAUGAUGCCUCCCAUAUCCCCAAGGUCCACUGCGUUUCUUGAGACCCUGACAUUCACAUUUCACUCACUCACCUCUGAGCCAUAUUUUCAGCUCUAUUUGCAUCUUCUCUCCCGCUGUCUCUCUGCCAGCAGCUGGGCGGAGCAAGAUUGUUCUAGGGGCCGAGCGCAUAUUUGUCUAGGCUUCUAUUGGCCAUAAGACAAGCAGAUGUAAUUCUUUUGUUCUCCCAAGAUGGGCAGGAGUAGAGCUAAGGACAUAAGCAGGGCAGGGGGUUCUUGGCUUUCUCAACGGGGUGACCUAUACGACAAAGCCGGCAUGAUUGAUACGUUUAGGAACGCAAAGAUCCCAGAGGGAGUUUUGAGAACACUCAUUUUCCUGUGAGCCUGGGAGUUGUGUACACCCCGACCAUCACCGUCAGCAAGCUGCUCGCUUCUCCUGCGCCAGGCACAGCACUUGGCACAAAAAACUGCAGAAAGGCACAGACAGUCCCCAGCUUAUGACCUGGGUGUGUUCCAAGCUCAUCGGUUGCAUUUUUCCAAGAGGCAUUGUUAUAAAUGGGCGCAGUGAAGGAUGUUCUCAGAUGAACCAAAAAAUAAAAAUCUAUUUAAUGAA